Molecule: messenger RNA, 2443 nt
Organism: Schistocerca piceifrons (Central American locust)
Lineage: Eukaryota; Metazoa; Arthropoda; Insecta; Orthoptera; Acrididae
Gene: tmod
Product: tropomodulin
Exons: 10
Coding region: 91-1233 (380 amino acids)
Biological process (GO): pointed-end actin filament capping; myofibril assembly
Cellular component (GO): myofibril
Molecular function (GO): tropomyosin binding
Source: RefSeq, a predicted model, not a curated record
CCGGCGCGACGCCUCAGUUCCUCGCCGUCGCUGGGCACCGGAACACUCGCCAGUGGGAUAGGAGCCACCUCUCCGUCACCGCAGCCAGCCAUGGGGAUGGAGUAUUUCCAGGAGUGGUCCCGGGAGGUCAAGACUUCCUCGUCUACUACGACGACUACCAUGACAACGGCGGCGAAGUUGUACGGGAAGGAUGUGAGCGAGUAUGAACACCUGGACGUGGAUCAGCUGCUCAAUCAGUUAACCCCGGAGGAAAUAGACAUCCUAGCCAAGGAAGUGGACCCAGAUGAUCAGUUUCUGCCACCUUCUCAGCGCUGCAACUACUCCUGUGAGAAAAGUCCAACAGGCCCACUGAACCGCAAGAAGCUGAUAGAGCAUAUCAAUAAGCAGGCUCUAGAGACUCCUGACAAGCCGGAGCUGAAGCCGUACGUACCUGGCACCGUCCGUGGCAAGAAGUGGAUACCUCCACCACCUCCACAACGUGAAAUAGAUGCUGAUGAGCAGAUUGCCAUAGACCUGGGUGACGAGUAUGAAACUGCUCUCGAUAAAGCGACGCAGGAGGAAAUCAUUGAUCUUGCAGCUAUCCUGGGCUUCCACUCGAUGAUGAAUCAGGAGCAGUACCACGCGUCUCUGCUCAACAAGGACCAGCCAGUUGGUCUGGGCUGGGAUGGCAUCACGAAGGCUUCGCAGCCGAAGCCGUACCCAGCUGACCCGCCCAACCUCACAGAUCCCGACUCAACUAUUCAGCAAGUCAAGGAUGAUGACCCCACUCUUAUUGACCUCAACUGGAACAACAUUAAGAAUAUUUCUGAAGAAAAAUUUGAGCACCUUUUCAAUGCCCUGCCUGAGAACACCCAUUUGGAAACACUGAGUUUGAGCAAUGUGGGAAUGACGGACAACUCUGCUAUCAAGUUAGCAGAAGCACUCGAGCGCAACACUACUUUACGUGUCGUCAAUGUGGAAACAAACUUCAUCAGUCCACCCGUUAUUGUGAAGCUUAUUAAAUCCCUCUUGGCAACCAAAACAAUUGAGGAGUUCAGAUGCUCUAAUCAGAGGUCGCAGGUGCUGGGCAACAAGAUAGAGAUGGACAUAACAGGCCUGGUGGAGCAGAACCCGACACUUCUGCGGCUCGGCCUCCACCUGGAGUACAAUGACGCACGCCACCGCGUUGCAGCUCACCUCCAGAGGAACAUCGACAGGAUACGCCUGUCUCGUGUGGGAGCGACAAACUCGUAGUGUGCGAUGAUGUCUCUAAUAGGUCGCCUCCGUCGGAUAGGCAGAGCUUCGCGCAACUACACCAUUGGAUUCGUCACACACCACAAGAAGUCCAUCCACGAGUGAUUUGGCUACCUCCAACAGAAGUUCUGUGUGUAGUGUGUCACUGUAUGCUGCUCCAUAGGUGUUGUUGUGGACGAUAGAAACUGUGCUCUGUUUUUGUCCUCUACUCGCUAUCUGUGAAAGUUUUGUAGCUGGAAAUGGGAGGGAAAAAGUGAAAAGUGCAGAGGAGCACCAAGUUUGUAAAUGUCCUGUCAACGAAUUACAGAUAUGCUGAGCUAUUUGUUUCUUUUUUCCCCCCCUUGCUUUUUGAAACAGAACACUCGAUAUUUCCUUCUUGUGUAUUUUAGGAUAUACUCCCUCUUUCUUCUUCAAAACCCUUCAUAGAACCAUUCAGUGCUAAACAGUGAAUGUUAUGUGCACAAUUUAUCAGGCUUCAGAUAGUUGUAGUAUGUAUAAAAUUUCACACUUGAUGAUAUAUGGCAACAGCAAAUGUUCAGCUGCUUGAGGUGGCCUUGAGCCCUGUAAAUUUUUUAAGUUUCUGAAUACAAUGCGUACAGAAAAAGAAUGAAAAGAAUUUCUUUGUUAUUGUUUGAGAAACUGGCAUUUUCUCCUGUUCAUAAACAUGUUUUAAGCAGUCACUAAUGGUUGUGAAGAGAAUUAGCUUUGAAGCUGGGACAAUAAUAUUUUCUGACAUGCACGUCAUACUCGAAUUAUAAGAAACCGAUAGCUUUAUCAUUUUUCCGUUGUGUCAUAUAUGUUAGGCUUUUAUAGCAAUAGAUUGGAAAACUUUGUAGAUUAUAUCAGCACUGAUGUUUCCCAUUUUAAUAAAAUGAUAGAAAAUUUUCACAUCAAACAGCUGUGCCUCACAUAGAAAUGUUUUGCUAUGCACAAUUUAAACAAAAUAAUGUGAAGAAUUUUUUUACUUGCACCGCACAUUUUUUUAUGUGAAAAUAGUUCUUCGCAUUGUAUGUCCAUCGAGACCCAGUGUCACAGAGGUAGUUAUUUCUUUGGCAUUUCUAGAUGCAGUGCUUAUUGCAAAGUCGUAAUUGCAUGAAAUAGCUGUUUGUAAAGAAACUGCUUUUAUGUGACUUCUUGUAAAUUAUCUAUUGUAAGUAUUUUGUAAAGUUUUUCCCAUAUAUUAGAUCAAAUUAAAGGUCUUAAAAAACUG